Molecule: messenger RNA, 597 nt
Organism: Vicia faba (fava bean)
Lineage: Eukaryota; Viridiplantae; Streptophyta; Magnoliopsida; Fabales; Fabaceae
Source: the annotation of a GenBank genome assembly
AUGGGGGAAAAACAGAUCAGCGGGAAGGGCUCUUUACUGAGCAAAGCUAGCUAUAGGGCAGUGGAAGUUCUGGACAGUCUUGGAAGUAGCAUGCCAAAGCUAAAUAACAGUAGUGGGUUUGUCUCUGGCAUGAAUUCUAAAGGGAAGAAAAUAUCAAUAUUGGCUUUUGAAGUAGCUAAUACGAUAACCAAAGGUGCCAUUUUAUUUCACGCACUUUAUGAAGAAAACAUUCAGUUCCUCAAGAGGGAGGUUUUACAAUCCGAAGGCAUUCAGCAAUUAGUUUUGACAGAUAUGAAAGAGUUAAUAAGUCUUUCUGAGAUGGACAAAAGUUAUCCGUCACUGCCAGGUACUGUUCAAAAUAAACAUCAUAGUUCAAAGGGUAAUAUCAGGAUAGCAAUUAUCCUUGCUUCUGUGGGUGCUGCUGUGAUGAUUGCUUUUGUUUUAUUGGCUUAUCAUCGAACACAAGCAAAAGAAUUUCACGGGAGAAGUGAGUUUGGUGGUCAAACUACUGGAGGACUUUCAAGGGCUUCUCUCUUCAAGUUCCAUUCAAAUGCUCUUCCUCCAUCAUCUUCGGCAAGUUUCGGUAAGUCCCGAUAA